This is a messenger RNA of Eucalyptus grandis, 682 nucleotides long. Its product is annotated as VQ motif-containing protein 20. The transcript has 2 exons. Bases 14 to 682 code for a protein of 222 amino acids. The record is from RefSeq and is a predicted model, not a curated record. Lineage: Eukaryota; Viridiplantae; Streptophyta; Magnoliopsida; Myrtales; Myrtaceae. Gene Ontology annotation, cellular component: nucleus.
GAUCGCGCAGACCAUGAGCCCCGCCCAUCUCGACGACCACCACCACCACCACCGCCACGCCCCUCCGUUCCCGCCGCCGCUGAAGACGAACCGGGACUCCCGCUCCAUCAAGAAGCCGUCGCCGCCCUCCUCCUCCUCCUCGACCACGGCCGCCGCUGCCGCCGCCGCCUCCGCCUCCGCCGCGAGGCCGUCGCACCAGCAGCAGCAGCAGCGCCACCCGGUGAUCAUCUACACGCACUCGCCGAAGAUCAUCCACACGCAGCCCCGCGACUUCAUGGCGCUCGUCCAGAAGCUCACCGGCCUCUCCCGCUCGUCCCCCGACGACGAGCCGAAGCCGACGCAGACGCCGACGCAGCAGCCGGCAAACGAGGCCGCCGCCGCCGCCGCCGCGGAGAACUGCAGCAGCAGCGUCGGGGACGGCAGCCAGGUGAACUCCUGCUUCGCCGCCGCCGCCGCCGCCGCGCCGCCCACCUUCGAGGCCGCGAACGGCGGCGGCGCGUAUCUGAGUAAUCAUCUUCCGUUUUUGCCGAAUAAUGCGGCGGAUUUCCUGUGCUCGAACCCGCCUAAUUUCUAUGAUUUCAACGAGGCGACGGCGUUUGGUUUUCCGGGGAACGGCAUGAGGACGACGAACUACAUGUCCUACUCCAGUUUUGAAAGGACGAACAAUUUUCGCGAAUUUUGA